AUGGAACUGGUGGUCACCCAACCUGAGGGGGUAGUGGAGGAGCCGACCAAGCUCCCUUCCCUACUUAUCCUCUCGUGGGUGGUCAUCGGUUCCGCGGGGUUCCUACUUGGGUGGUUCAGUUCUAGAGCCUUCACCCGAGUGACCUCUUGGUGGCGAGCCCUCUACCAGCCCGGCAACUGGGAGAGGCUGGUGCACAAGGCGAUCUAUUUCGUGGGGCGCCGGAGGAGGAUCUCGUUGGCCUUCGGUGCCUACAGGCAAUCCACCUUGAGGAAUACACCGGCAGCUAAGCCGAACAUUGCCCGGAGAGCUCUACGUGCCCGGGCCGCUACACCCAGGCCGCCCCAGGCCGCUGGAUCGCCACUGAUCCUCAACGAGGGUCCGGCCAUUCUGGAACAAAUAGCGUCAGUACAAGACGCCCUUGAUUGGGCUGGAGUCGCUGGCGACCUUCAGCAGCAACUUUUGGAUGCAAUGGGAGGAGUGCAACGCGUACGUGAAGUGCCGCUCAUCCACCGACAGGCUUGGGACGAGGCAGUGGCGAGGCUGGUGGUCCCGGAAGCUAUAGACCCAGCCAUUGGAGGGCCACCCAAUGUCAGGCCUCUCAACCCGGUCGAGGGUGCCAGAGUCGAAUCCUUCAGGAGGGUGUGUCACCUGAGGAUUGGCCGUACCCCGGAUGAGAGAGGGGGUGGGCCAGUGCCCCUACCCAUGCCUCUUGGCGCUCCAUUUCCUCCAGCGGGUGGCAACGCCCAUCCAGGGGGAGGAGCCCAAGCUGGCAACCCUCCAAUGACCAGGAAGCUCAAGCUUUCAGCGGUCCUGGACCCCACACUAGACGCGGACAUACAGCCGUUGUCCACAGUUGAGCAGGCCCAGAUGUAUCAGUCCUACAAGGACAAGUUCGGCGACUACCCCAACGCUGACUGUGAUCCUAGCGGUGAUCAAGUGGCUGCACUUCGUCAAGUACUUGCUGCUGGAGCAGUUCCGUUUACGUGCUUCACGGUCUUCGGACCACACGGACAACGGAUGCUCCGUAAACAGACGUUCACGGGGUACCAGCUCAAUGUGGCCACUGGAGAGUGGAGCAAACGUGAGCUCCCGGGUCCCAGCUCGUACCAUGCCUGGUACCAAUGCUGGCGGGUCUUCAGGACGGCCAUGCUCCUGCUCGGGGCGUGUUGUGAUGCAGAGAGGUUGGACUCCUAUGCAGAAACCAUCCGGGGCUUCGUCACACAGUUUGGAGACGAGACGUGGUUCCUCAUCUCGAAGGCCGACUCCCAGAUGCGGUCAGAGCACCUGGAGCGCAUACGGCGCCAAUUGAGAAGCACCCCGGCCAUGGGGUUCACAGAGGCGUCACCCUGGUCAGCAUGCUUCGGAAUGGCGUGCAAAGACCACGAAUAUUGGGCCCGUGAGCUGCACACCCCAGCGACGCUCUUCUUGGCGCGCCACAAGCGAGAACCCGUACAGGGCCAGACGGAGGGUCCAACUGGGUCACCUACGAAAAGGACAAAGACGACCAAGGCAGCUCGCAGAGGAUACACGGGCAUGGACCACUCCAAGAAGGACGACACGGGGAUCUACACCAUCAACCGGAGGGGUGUCGAGAUCUGCAAGAACUACAACCAGAACAAGUGCGGCUCAACGGCAGCACAGGGGAAGUGCAAAGCGAAGAGGGCACAUCAGUGCAACCUGUGCCUCGGGCCCCAUCAAGCCGGCAGCAGGGCAUCCGGUGCCGCCCCUGCGCAAGCCCCGACACAAGAGGCACCACGACAGAGUGAAGCAGCAGGAAAGGGAGCCAAAAGGCCGAAGUCACCAACACUUCCGCCGACUCAGGAACAGCUCCUGGCUAUCCAGAAGCACAGAAGACCAUCGCCAGCUGACCCACAAGACGCUCCAAAGAAGGCCGAGCAGGGGGAUGCGGAACCUCAGCAACCUCACAAGCGGCAAAGAGUUGAAGAGGAGAGCAACAAGCAGUCUCUACCAGCCUCGACGCCGACGAUGGGAAUCAGGCAGGACCCAUGCCCGCCUCGGCAGUAUGGCUACUGGAUGCAUGGCCCUGGAGAUGCCCGGCUCAAGCCUUGGGCGCUCAUCCUUUUCUCCGGCCGCAGCAGGGAGGGCGAUCUACAACAUGCCCUGUGCAAUCUGGGAUGGAGGGUGUGCGCAAUAGAUGUGGUGGCACCUCGCCCUACCAACAUCUUGUGUGAAGCCACCUGGGAAUCCGUCCGGACAGACCUGGUGUCGGGCAAGUUCGAUGCCCUUAUGAUAGCCACGCCAUGCGAGACGUUCUCACCGCUGCGGGAGAAGCAACCUGGCCCCAGAGUUCUGAGGACUCUGGAGCACAUCCAAGGGCUUCCCAAAGCGGGUCUCACGCUGGCUGAACAGAAACAGGUGAAAGAAGCCAACGUCUUAGUCAGCAGGUCGGCAUCUGCAGCUUCGGCGCAAUCCGUGAACGACAAGCCCUGGUGCCUGGAAAAUCCAGAUCAUGGCGACGACCGGCCCAGCCUAUGGGUGAUGCCAGCGAUCAAGAGACUCCUCGAGGAUAAGGCCGACUCCAACACCUACUUUGAUCAAUGCAAAACUGGGUUGGCCACGAGGAAGCCGACAAGGUUGGCAUCGAGGGGAAUCGACCUGGCAAAGCUCAGGGACCUUAGGUGUGACCACUCUCCGCAACAACAAACGCGGGGAGACGGCUCGGUGUACCAGGCACCGCACCCGUCCACGGUCCAGCAAUGGGUGGUCAACAGCCAAGGACGAAGAGAGCGGGCAUCCAAAGCCCAGGGAGAGUACACUGCAGAGCUCUCCAACAUCCUGGCCCAGGCGUUUCAUGCCACGCAAACAGGGGCCACCUGGCUGAGGGAGGAGUUGGCAACAACUCCAAUUCCCUGA
Molecule: messenger RNA, 2874 nt
Organism: Cladocopium goreaui
Lineage: Eukaryota; Dinophyceae; Suessiales; Symbiodiniaceae
Source: the annotation of a GenBank genome assembly